Molecule: messenger RNA, 4947 nt
Organism: Oreochromis niloticus (Nile tilapia)
Lineage: Eukaryota; Metazoa; Chordata; Actinopteri; Cichliformes; Cichlidae
Gene: fhip1b
Product: FHF complex subunit HOOK interacting protein 1B
Exons: 13
Coding region: 771-4235 (1154 amino acids)
Biological process (GO): lysosome organization; endosome organization; endosome to lysosome transport
Cellular component (GO): FHF complex
Source: RefSeq, a predicted model, not a curated record
CGUCGCUGUGAGUCAGAGAAGACGUGUGGGCGGAGUUAAAGUAAGAUGGCUGCGGGAAAGCGAAGAGUGUUUGAGAAACCAUCAAAUGGGAUGUUUAUCUGUUGCUAACAGGAUGCACAGCAGCCUCAGUGAAGGAGUGGUUAAUUUCUUAGCGUCCCUGACUCACUGUGGUCUGUCUUGCCGGUUGUCUUUUGGUCGCCUCCUAUCUUGUAAUCGCUUACUGCUCUGACAUUGUGGAAUUCAUCAGCAGCUAGUCGCUAGCAGCAUACCAGCGCUAACUUACUAGCAACCAGCUAGCAGGUAGCAGCCCAAGGAAAACACCACCUCGCAACAACUGUUGAGACUCCCAUAAGAAAAAGCAGUAGGCAGAGGCACGAGUGUGCAUCAUAGCUGAGCCGCUGAUGAGGAAGAGUCAAGCUGUGGUUUAACUAGAGUGCCAGUCCUGACCGGCUAUGGAGUGGUGUUGGCUUCAGACUGGAUGACAGCGUCUACAAGGAGGACAGGGUCACAGAGUUUCUGAAGCAGCAGCAGCAGGCUUUUCCUAGAUGUACACUGAGCGGGAUUGACAGCCUGCACAGCCGACCUCUUUCUCCUCUUCUCUGAUGUGAUACACUUUCCCUUCCCUUUCUGCCCUUCUUUUUGCACUUCUCUUUUCCUCUCUCCCACUUCUUGUUUUCCUUUUGUUUUCCCAUAUAAUUUCCUUUGCCUUCUGUUAGACUCAACGUCAUUGAGUUUUAGUGACCUUUGGUCUGCUUUAAGCUGGUUUCACUAUGAGCUGGCUGAGCAGGUUAAACCCACGGGCUUCGGGGAGUCGGUCGAGCCGGAGUGCCGCCCCUUCCAGCCCCUGCACUGCAGACCCAGAGACCUGUCUCAUGGUGUUUGAGAACCACUGGAGACAGAUCUCUUGGGUGUUGGAGCAGCAUGAGACUUCAUCCUCCAGCGAUGACCUUACAGCAGUGAGAAAUAACACCGACCAGAUGUUAUGUUUGCUGGCAGAGGAGCGUCCAGCUGAGAGCUCAGAGAGCGGCGCCAGCGUGCCACCUAUGGGGCCCAUACUGGAGCUUGUGGUCACAGAGAAUAUCCUGGAGAGGCUGGUUCAGUGGCACCUUCGCCGUGGCUUGGACCCAGACAGCCAGGGUGCACUGCUCAAACUGUUUGAGAUGCUUAUCGGUCAGUCCCAGCAGCCCCUGCUGCAGCACACAGCCAUUCUCCACCCCCUCCUGAGGCUCCUGGGAGCUUGUGCUGACCCAGAACUCGGCUGUCCUUCAGCUCUGGAGAACAGCCUGGUAUUGUUGCUUAACCAGAUCUGUGUGUCAAUGGCCCGACAGCCGGUGGUUCUAGAGAUGUUGUUCCGGGCUGCGCCGGCCCAGCAGGGCUCGACCAACCUGCUGAUCUUUUCCCUGCUUGUGCCAUUCAUCCACCGAGAUGGAGCCAUUGGACAGCAGGCGCGAGAUGCACUACUGCUGGUAAUGGCGGCGUCAGCCAGUCAUGAGGCUGUUGCACGAUACAUCGCUGAGAACUCCUACUUUUGUCCGGUGUUGGCGACAGGCCUCAGCGCUCUUUAUUCCUCUCUGCCGAGGAAGAUAGAAGUUCGAGGAGAUGACUGGCAUGCCCUUCGGCGGGAGGACUGGAUGGGCGUGUCGUCACUCGUGCUCUUCAUGAACUCGCUCGAGUUCUGCAACGCCGUGGUGCAGGUCGCCCAUCCCCUGGUCCGCUCACAGCUUUUGGAUUAUCUUCACAACGGCUUCCUUGUACCUGUCAUUGGCCCCGCCCUGCAUAAGUCAUCGGUGGAUGAGAUGAUCGCCAGCACAGCCUACCUUGAUCUUUUCCUGCGCAGUAUAACAGAGACUUCCCUCCUUAAAACUUUCCUGCGCUUCAUCCUGCUGCAUCGCCAUGACAAUGACACCAUCCUGGACACGCUGCUCACGCGCAUCAGCAGCAAUUCAAGGCUCUGCAUGGUAUCGUUAAGCCUCUUCAGGACUCUCCUGUCCUUGAAUUGUGAAGACAUCAUGCUGCAGCUUGUACUCAGGUAUCUCCUGCCAUGUACUCACGUAAUGCUGAGUCAGCGUCGUGCUAUCAGGGAGACUGACUUAUACGGAAAGUCAGCGGACAAGUUCCUGUCAUUGAUCCCAGAGUGCUGCCGGUUCAACGCAGCUGCCUCCUCUGAGAGAGAUGAGGAUAAUCCAUUUUGGGGCAAAGUACUGAACAGUCCCAGCACAGAGUCUCCUGCCCCACCCAGACCCAGCACUCCAUCCCGCUUGUCCUUCUUCAUGAGACAGCAGAGCAGUGGAGGUGGAUCAGGAGGUGGAGGUGCUCCUAUCCCCUCUAGCAUGGAUCCACUGCAGUCCGGUUCUUCGAGCUCCCACCAGAUGUCUCCUGACAGCCCGAUGCACCAUCAGCAGACCCACACAGAUUGUCUGGACUGGGAUUCGGGUUAUCUGGAGUAUCUUAAGGAUGCUCGGAGGAGCAUUGAGCUUUGCUCUUGGGCUUGUCGUGACUGGUCGGCACCAUAUGAUGGCGAAAGCCCAUCCCCAAACACAGCCCCACCACCCCCACUUCCCCCUACCUCCAAUCCCUCCAUGACUAUGUUCCCUGAGCACUUCUCUUUCCAGCAGGGAGGAAGUCAUAACUCAUCUCCUGGUCAACAAAGGGCGGCCAUUGUGGCAGCAGCGCGGUCUGAAUGGAGUAGCUCUGAGCGGGACAGCGGAGAGUGGGAUGUUACGAUUGGCAAAAACAACUGCAUCAGCCUAACGCCUCGCUCCAAGAAACGCAGCCUUCAGAGAGAGGAGCUGCCUCCCAAGCCUGUACCUCCUCUCGUACCUUCUUCAUCUUCAGCAACCGCUUUAUCCACUUCUCAUCCCAUCUCCUCCCCAGCUCCUCACAUCCCCUCAUCUGCCAUCACUGUUAGCUACCAGGCUAUGUACAAUGGAACAAUGGUGCAGGGAGACGGGUGCUCAGACAGUCGCGAUAGAGGACUGGAGGUGAAGAAAGUGAAGAGGGACUUGGGAGAUCAGCAGUAUUUGGAUGAAAACGCCAACCAAAAUGGUUCCCUUGUUACCUGCCCCUCGCAAAGCUGCACUGCUCUCCCAAAGUCUAUUUUCAGCAACAGUGACAUCAGUGAUGCACAAUCUCUUUGUCCUAGCAAGAUUUUCACUCAGACCUCCAUUAACCAGUCAGCAUCUGAUACCAAACUCUUGACAAGUGAAACCUUAAACCCACAUGAUGCAUCCUCAGAGCUUCCAGAACCCAGUCAGCAGUCUGUAGAGAGUCUCAUUGAGGAGCUGCUGGAGCAGGCGCCGGGAGACCCACAGCUGCCUGGCGAUGCCAACGGUCAGGGCAUUAGCAUCGAGGCGUUCACACAGGAGCUGAGAGAACUGGAGGACCGGGUGAAAGAACGCUGCAAAGCAGCCUGUCAGCUGGAGGAAAUCGCCAGAGAGAGUCUGUCCACUGAGCGCCAGGAAGAAGAACAGCAGCUGUCAUCAGCACUGGAGGGGAAGCUGACAGGUGACGUGAAGGCAGACGGGUCUGCGGUGGGCAUCUGUAGUCCUGCCAGACCACUUAACCAACCUGUCUCCCAGCCAUACACAGGUCCAUUCAUGACAGUUCUGUUUGCCAAGCUGGAGAACAUGCUCCAAAACUCGUUAUACGUCAACAUCCUGCUCACUGGCAUUGUGGCCCAGCUGGCCUGCUAUCCUCAGCCUCUCCUACGCUCCUUCCUGCUCAACACCAACAUGGUCUUCCAGCCCAGUGUCAAGUCACUAAUCCAGGUUUUAGGUUCUGUGAAGAACCGCAUCGAGGCAUUUGCCGCAUCUCACGAGGACUUUCCUGCCAUGCUGAGGAAAGCCCAGCAGUACUUGGUGGCCCGAAGCAAAGUGGACUGGAGCGACUCGCCGGCACCAGUUCCUACUUUGCGCCGCUCGGAUUCCCUUGUGAAGAGUCGAAAGCCAUCUCUCGGAGACCUGAUUCUUCGUCACACAAACAGUCCAACACGGGCUCGGCACGCCGCUCAGCUCGCCCUUGCACACGUACGGGAUGGCGGCCAAUCACUGCACAGCGCUCUGUUCCGGGGCAGCGGAGGUGCGUCUGGCCUUGAGAAGCAAGCUGAAGCGCUGCGAGUAAAGAACGCCGUCUACUGCGCCGUUAUCUUCUGCGAGUUCCUCAAGGAGCUGGCUGCCCUCACGCAGGAGCACGCCGUCUCUUUGCCCUUCCCUCACAGCCAGGAAGCAGAGGAAUAGAAGGUAAACUCAGACUCCUCAAACUUAGCCUCACGUUUGUUGAUUUAGGCCGUACACAAAGAAGAAAGUUAAAUAGGAUUCUCCCAUCACCACAGGACACACUUGAGACUUUUUUGUCACUAAAAUGGAUCGUCUGCAACGAAGCAGACAAAAGAGGAAAACUGGGAUUUUUGUACCAAAAUUAUUAUAGGAUACCUAUAGGACUGGAAUCAUUUUCCUCAUCUGUACACUUAUGAUAUUGUGCAUAUCGUGUAUUAUAUUCACAUCCUGUACACAGAAAAUCUCGGUAAAUACUUGAGAUUUGGGAGCUUGUAUAUACACAUACCAUUUCAUGGUAUAAUACGACACAGUAAAGCCACAGAUUAAAGAAGUAGGUGCACAUAUUGGUGCUAGUCAAUACUUAUCUUUUGUUUUGAAAGGGUGCUUUCAGGUUGGCACAAAGAAGGUUUCCUCUUCAACAACAACAGUAAAAACCACCAAAUAUUGUUUGUCAGGAAAAGAUUGAAAGCGUGUGCGAGUCAGCCACUUACAAAGUAAUCCCAUCAGUUUGGUCAUCUCCGUGGAGCUGGCUCAUGUUUGCUUUCAUCAGAGCUUUUGUCAAGGACGGGCUAAGAGAAAAAGUUCACUUUAAAAAACAGAAGCGUUCCCAAAAAACAUGGGAGCUUUUUAGGUUUAUUUUAAAAGGCUGCACUAAAUGCUAGUCAUCACUGAA